Symbiodinium pilosum is the source of this 303-nucleotide messenger RNA. NCBI's taxonomy places the organism in Eukaryota, Dinophyceae, Suessiales, Symbiodiniaceae. The record is from the annotation of a GenBank genome assembly.
AUGGAGCCGGAGCCCUACCCAAUGAGCACCAACGUGCUCACCACGAACAUCGCCGGGUCGGGUACGAUGCUGUUCUUCCGCUUCCAGUUUGCCCUGUUGGUGUGGGCUUUGACUCUGCUGGCCGUUUGGCUGGGCUUCUGCUUUCUGGUGAGCAAAGAUCUCCUGAUUUUGGGCAAUCGAGAAGCUAAGUCACCUCAAGUCCUUUGCGCGGUGGUGAAAUGGGGCCGAGAAAGGCAGUUGGACCUCGUCUGGACCAAGGUUGCCUGGCUUGCCUUCGCCUACAUCUUUUCUGUGGCUGGUGCA